Molecule: messenger RNA, 3349 nt
Organism: Triticum dicoccoides
Lineage: Eukaryota; Viridiplantae; Streptophyta; Magnoliopsida; Poales; Poaceae
Product: wall-associated receptor kinase 1-like
Exons: 5
Coding region: 34-2586 (850 amino acids)
Biological process (GO): protein phosphorylation; cell surface receptor signaling pathway
Cellular component (GO): plasma membrane
Molecular function (GO): ATP binding; protein serine/threonine kinase activity; calcium ion binding
Source: RefSeq, a predicted model, not a curated record
UCGCUCCCGCGCACAACCGAGAGGAAGAGAGACAUGCCGUGCGGAAGAGAGAGCAGAUCAGCGGCGGUGGCUGGCGUGCCCGCACGGCGGCUCCGCCCGCUGGUGCUCAUGCUCGUCCUCUUCUCCGUGAUGCCCCGCGGCGCACUCUCACGGGGCCUGGCGCUGCCGCCACUGCCGGCGCCGGUGCGGAACAUAACGUGCAACACCAUCCCGCAUCCAUUUGGUGCCCGAGGCAGAUCCCUUCCCGGCUUCGAGGUGGCGUGCGGGCAGAACAAGGAGGCCAUGCUGAAGAUCGACGAGCAUAGCUAUAAGAUCGUGGAUGUGUCGGUGGAAGGAGCCUUCGUCGUCGUCUUAGCCGGGCCCAUCAGCCAAGUCUGCUACGACCGCAACGGUAAGCAGACGGAGACCAUCGAAACCGAUGGUAUCAGCUUGGAGCGGACGCCGUUCUCCUUCUCCAAGCGCAAUAAGCUGGUGGUCACUGGAUGCAACUACAGGCUAGUUGCUAACUUCGGCAACUCGGAGCCUGUUAACAGCCCUCGGCUACCUACCACCUGCACCUCCUAUUGCAACGGAAGCUCCAACGCCGUCGAUUGCCUUCACGGGGUAGCCUGCUGCGAGGCCUACGUGCCGAUGGAUGCCGCUCGAGAGUUCGGCUAUGAGUUCGACAAGAUAUCAGGGAAUGUCACCGGCGACGAGGGCGGCACCUGCAGCGCUGCCUUCUUCCUCGACCAAGAUGACCAAGUCUUCAUGGGCGGUAGAGGCAAUGGGCAGAAGCCGCUGAAAGACGUGCUGUUGCCGGCGGGCGACCGCAGAAUGAUCUUGGAUUGGGCAGUUGGGCGCGGCACAUGUGACCAGGCCUCGAACUACAACUUGGCGCCGAUGUACUGCAAUAGUAUGAGUGGAUGCAUUGAUGCGUCCAGUGGAGCGGGUUAUCUCUGCAAGUGCAACGCAGGGUAUGACGGGAAUCCCUACAUUGCAGAUGGAUGCCUAGAUAUCGACGAAUGCCGGACUUUCGACAGCAAUACUUGCAGCCUUCUGCACUUCUGCAACAACACCAAAGGAGGUUUUACUUGCUCGUGUCCUCAUAACUUGAUUGGUGAUGGUUACAGGACAGGGACAGGCUGCACUGAGGCGCUCAUUCCAUCUGGUUCCCCUAUGCAACAAUCACAAGGUUUGAAUGUCUGCACUCAUCCUGAAAAGAACCCCUGCGCGUACUCAGAGUACUGCAGUGAUGAGCAAGGGGUAGUUGAGUGUGAUUGUCCUCCCGGCAUGAGUGGCAAUGGCUGGAAAAGGGGAAGUGGGUGUCAAAAGCACUUUCCCACGGAUGCUGCUUUGGGUGUUGGUCUUGCACUUUUAGUUACAACAUCUAGCGCAGCUCUGUGCUACUACUGGGGCAUGAAGAGAAGACAGGUGAGAAGAAAGAGAGCUGAGUUAUUCCGUAAGAAUGGAGGCUUGCUGUUGCAGCAGAGAUUUACGGCAAUCACAUCUCAAGGUAAGGACUCGUCAGCAAAGAUAUUCAGUGCGGAAGAGCUCAAGACUGCAACUAACAACUAUAAUGAGACUCGAAUCCUUGGCCGAGGUGCAUAUGGCACAGUGUAUAAGGGUGUUCUUCCAGAUGAGACAGUGGUUGCUGUAAAGAAGUCUAGAGUGUUCAAUGAGAGCCAGGUGGAGCAAUUUGUCAAUGAGAUUACCAUCUUAUCACAGACCGAUCACCCCAAUGUUGUCAAGCUUCUGGGAUGUUGCCUAGAGACCGAAGUGCCUUUGUUGGUGUAUGAGUUCAUACCCAAUGGAACACUCUUCCAGCAUAUCCAAAACAGAAGUCCACCUUGCUCCUUAACAUGGGAGGAUACCUUAAGGAUAGCUGCACAAAUAGCAGAAGCGCUUGCCUAUCUGCAUUCCACAUCUUCUAUACCAAUUAUUCACAGGGAUAUAAAAUCAAGCAACAUACUGUUGGAUGAGAACUUUGUGGCUAAAAUAUCAGACUUUGGUGCAUCAAGAUCAGUUCCAUUUGACCAAACUCAUGUAACCACCCUUAUUCAAGGUACAAUAGGGUAUCUCGAUCCUGAAUAUUUCCAAAGCGGCCAGCUCACAGAGAGGAGUGAUGUCUACAGUUUUGGAGUAGUUCUUGCAGAACUAUUGACAAGGCAGAAGCCUAUUUCUGUAGGCAGGCCAGAAGAAUCAUGCAACUUAGCCAUGCAUGUGGUGAUUUUACUUAAUGAAGGGCGCUUACUUAAGGAGAUAGAGCCACACAUUUUGGAAGAAGCAGGUGAAGAGCAAAUCUAUGCAGUUGCACAGCUCUCCGUGAGAUGCUUAAAUAUGAACGGACAAGAACGACCCACUAUGAAGGAGGUUGCAUCAGUUUUAGAGGAGCUAAGAAGGUCAUUCAGCAAUGACAAGGAGCAAACUAUGAGAAGAAAAGAUGAACCUGUACAGAAAUAUAAUGAACAAGGGCAUCUUCUACGUGAAGCAAGCUCGACUUCUAGCCUGCACUAUUCAGAAGGAAGUACGCAGUUGAGCAUGGAGGCUGAAAUGAAAGCUUCUUGUUUUUUUGAGAAAACGCAGAAGAUUUGCGUUUCAUUGCAUUGAAAAGGAAGGGGUUUUAGUUACAUCCUCCAAGGAGGCAAUCAUACAGUGCGAGGGUGUUGCAAUUAGUGUACAUCCCAGGUCUGGGGAAUGAGAGCACGCAGGCCCAACGCGCUGGCUCUGGCCCAAAGGGUCGCCUCCUCCUUGAUCUUAGCCAGUGGCGCAGCUAUUUAGCCAGUGGCGCAGCUCUGUCGAAGACGCAGUCGUUCCGAUGCUUCCAAAGCAUCCAGGGAAUGAGUAGUGUCGCAGAGGCGAGGCCCUUGCGCAUCGGCUUGGGCGUGUGCUGCCGCACGGAGAGCCACCAGGUGUUGGUUGAAGGCUCGCCAUCAGGCGGGUUGCAGGGAACCCUUAGCCAGCUCAGGAUUUCGUACCAUACCUGCCGAGAGAACGGGCAGGCGAGGAGGAGAUGCUGGAUGGUCUCCGGCGCUUGGUCGCAGGGUGGGCAGCGCGCGGGGUGCCGCAGGCCGCAACGCGCGAGGCGGUCGUCGGUCCAGCACCGGUCUAAGUGGCCGAGCCAAUGGAAGAAGCGUACCCGGGGCGGCGCCCAGCACCGGUCUAUGUGAGACUCCAAGAUGACGCUUCUCAUAAUAUUUAAAUGCAAGUUGACAUAUCAAGACAAUAUGUAAUAUAGUUGUGUAGUAGAAUCACGUAAAAUACCUCAGUGUAAUUGCUAUUUACUUAUUUAGGUCAACAAUCACCACAGGAGAAAUUCUUGAUAUCCCAACUGUGGGUUCAGGUCCAAUUCUACUUCAGAGAUUUACACCAA